Messenger RNA from Rotaria sp. Silwood2, 390 nucleotides. Lineage: Eukaryota; Metazoa; Rotifera; Eurotatoria; Philodinida; Philodinidae. The record is from the annotation of a GenBank genome assembly.
AUGCUAAAAACAAUAAGAAUACAUAGCCUUCAAUCAGAAAAGAAUUCUUAUCGAAAAGAUUCUCCAUUGCCUUACGAUAACAUCUGGUUGAAUAAGACGAACAAUGGUCACGAUUCAAAAUCUGCAAAGCAUUAUAAAAUUCAAUAUACACUGACAAAUGGUCCAGCCAGUAGCUAUUCGCAAAAUGCUGUAUUACAAGCAUUUUUACUUGCUUAUAAUCGACAUGAGGAUAUUCUAUUAUCACCAGAUGAUCUUUGCUUGAUAAUUACAAUAAAUUUUUCGAAAUAUGUUAAUUCAAAGUCUGAACAACUUCGAUAUAUAUUUGUUGAUUAUCAAGACAAGAAAAAGCUUGUCAUUAUAGAACUUAUGGGAAAGCGUGAAGAAGAUUGA